Molecule: messenger RNA, 885 nt
Organism: Talaromyces stipitatus ATCC 10500
Lineage: Eukaryota; Fungi; Ascomycota; Eurotiomycetes; Eurotiales; Trichocomaceae
Exons: 3
Coding region: 1-885 (294 amino acids)
Cellular component (GO): membrane
Source: RefSeq, a predicted model, not a curated record
AUGUCGUCCACCGAUACGGACAGUCACUACAAAUUCUAUCAUUACUAUCCCUCUUUAGCUGGUGCCACUGUUAUGGCAGUGGUAUUCGGGUUAAUGACGGCCUGGCAGUUGUUCCUAAUUGCCAAGCACAGGACUUGGUACUUUAUUCCUUUGGUCAUCGGCGGAAUUUUUGAAAUCGUUGGGUAUGCGGCUCGUGGAGUAUCAAAUACACAAGCGCCAAAUCCGACUCUGGCCCCCUACGUUAUUCAGACUCUUCUACUGCUCGUUGCUCCAGCACUUUUCGCGGCAACUAUCUACAUGAUCCUAGGCCGUGUCAUUCUUAGUGUAGACGGUGAAUCUCUUAGCCUGAUCAAGAAAAAAUGGUUGACGAAGAUCUUCGUGACCAGCGAUGUGAUCUCUUUCAUUGUCCAACUUGGAGGUGGUGGACUUAUGGCCAGCAGCGAUGCAUCGCAAGCACAGAUGGGGUCUCAUAUCGUCUUAGCUGGGCUAUUGUUACAGAUUAUAAUCUUUGGCUUUUUUGUCGUCGUGGCACUAGUCUUUCAUCUUCGAAUGUGCGCCACACCAACCUAUCAAGCCCACAACCCGUCGUUACCUUGGAAGAAAUCUCUGUACGUGUUGUACAUUACUUGCACAUUUAUCAUGAUUCGAUCAAUUGUGCGUGUGGCAGAGUUCGUUGAAGGUUUCGAAGGAACAAUUAUCCUGCACGAGGUCUACCUCUAUGUAUUUGAUGCAGUCCCGAUGGCAGGAGUCAUGUUCAUCUAUUGCAUCUGGUAUCCAUCACACUACUCAAGGCAAGCACCAAAGGCUAUACUGGAUCGGGAAAUUGAGGAUUCAAAUCUCGAGCUCGAGUUUCGAGGUGGUGAGAUGACAAGCGAUGGGCACUGA